UGUUCUUUUGGUAUUUUCCAAACGAUUGUUUGGUAUUUUGAAAUCGAACGUGGUUUGAAAAAGCGCCUUUUCCUGUUUCAGAAUGUAUGACGACACGGGCUGUGAUUGGUCGAACCGGCGCGGCGAAAGACCUCCAUGAUAUUUGGCGCCAUUUGUCGAAAACAAUCCACUUCGCCAAAACCUACAUUAUUAGGGAAUAUGGGUUCUCUACAUUAGAUUCAAAUCCUCUUCUAAUUUUACCGACUACAUUUCCACAGUAUGUAUCAACGUAUCCCCCAAGGAAGGAAAAGAACCGAUCUAUAGUUUGGGUGUGAAACAAUGGCUGGGGCCGUGGCUAUGGCGGCUGUCAUAGAGGAUUUUGAGGGUCAGCCGUGUAAGAAGUUGAGAAAGGAUGGUGAUGCACCAGCUGUCAAAACAAUUACUAAUUACUUUUUGCCCAAGCCUGUGGAGAAACCGUUCUCACCACCAAAGUCUAACAACAUUUUGGACUACUUUAAGAGGACCUCGCCUGCACAAGAAAUAAAAAGCUGCUCUCUAGUAGCUAAAGAAAACUCCUCGCAACCUUCAGAGCAAGCAAGUCAUGUAAUCCCUGUGAAACCUAUAAGAGGACAGGGGCAGAAGCGAACCAGGAAGGCCAAAGACAACAAGAAGUCCAAAGAGGAGGAUGCACAGGUGGUCACAGAUGAUGUUGUCUUGAUAGAAAAUCCCAGUGAAUCCUCUGUAAAGGAAAGCAAUACUGCCUUCCUUCCAGCUCAAACCUGUCACGAUGCCUCCUCUGAUAAAGAAUCUGACAUGAGGAAAAAUGCCACCGAGGCUGAUCCAGACCUGUUGAUUAAGAAUUCUGCAGAAAGUUCUGAGAAAAAACCCUCAUUAAACCAGAGCAGGAGGAAAGACUGUUCAAACAGAAAAUCUGCAAUGAGGAGUAACCGGAAGGCAAAAGAUGGCUGUGAAGAUACUGAGGAAUGUGAUGCUGAUGCACAAGAUCCUGUACGUGAGACUAAAUUGGAGGGAAGUGCAGAGGAGAAAAGCGGCACUGUCACAAUCUCAUUCAAAGACUUUGUGCAGAAUCAAAGUCAAGAAUGGGAAGAGAGCGAUGUGAUUUCUAAGACUGACACUGCUGGCACAUCAAGUGAAGGCAACCUCUGCAGUGGUCAGAGUGAUUCUGCAGUCGGUCCUCUACACGUGUCUCCCCGAACUCUCACGAUUCAAGCUGAGGUGCAUCCCAUUUCCCCUGAUCAUCUCGAGUCUCUCAAAGUUGCCAAGGAGUUAAAAGUCGCAUCUAUUUUUAGCAGAAAUAAAAAAAGUCAGUCAAAAGAGGACAAGAGUUUGUCUGACCCUGCUCCGGAGAUUAAACCGGAUGUGUUGCCUGACCUCAAAAGGAAAUCUAACGUUGUUCUUCUUGAGGAAGAUCUGGAACUUGAUGUGGUGGAGUCCAGCCCCAUUCCUAAAAGCACUGAGGUUGAGAGGAAGCAGUUCAUGAGUGCCUUUAAGCAGCCGAGUCUUGAUGGUUUUAAAAACAAAACCAACAAGGCUCAGAGCAAGCAGAACCAGGUUCAAGAGAAAGUCUCGGAGGCAGCAGACAAUCAACAUGACAAAUCUCUUGAGAACAAAACUGAAGAAAAAUCUCUUGAGAGCAAAACUGAAGAAAAAUCUCUUGAGAGCAAAACUGAAGUGACCAGCUCGGAGCAGCACGAAGAGAAGAAAAGCUGUCCAGGUGACAAAAAGAAGCGAGUUAGGAAAUCUGGGAAGAAAGGGCAAGCUAAGAAAGCUGAAGAUGCACAACCUGCAACUCUGAAACCUGAAGAACCUCCAGCAGAAGUCGACAAAGGCAUUAGCCCAGCCGAUGAUGACAACAGUGAAAAGGCUGUCAGAGAGCUGAGGAGGUCGACCAGAGAGCUUUCACGUAGACAGUCAGCCGCUGUGCUUAAUACUGAACCACAGAAGAAAGAGAGGCAAGAGGACACAAAGAAAGAUGAUGACAACCAAAAUACACCCUCUCCCUCUCUGGCCUCUACCCCAAAAGCUCAAAGACCCAAAAGAGGCAUGUAUAGAUCUGAAAUGCUCUGCCCACCUGACAUGAAAGGCAGCCCUAUCAGGAUGAGAAUCACCAGGGUAUUUCCAUCCUCUGCUACAAAAGCUGGUGAUUUUGAAAUAUCAAGUCCUCUCUCAAUACAGGAAUCAAAUGCAGCGAAAAAAAGAAAACAAGCUAGAAAGCUGGUGCAGAAAGCCAAAACUCUUCAGCAAAGUAAAAAGGACACUAAUAAAGAUAAAGAUACUGUACGACGCUCUACAAGAAGCAAAGAGUCUGUCGUAAAUUACUGUGAAGAUGAGGAUUCUGUAGUGUUUUUGGAGGAAAGCAAAAGCACUCUAGGCACUUCACAGGAAAAUGAAAAAAGCCAGAAGAAGCUUCGUAGUUUGAAUGAAGUUUUGGGGAAAAAUACAUCUCAGAAUAAAACAUCGAAGACUCCUGCAGCUUCUAAAGUGGCUCCUCUUUUCGGUGAGAAAAAAGCUCAGACACUGUCGGCUGUCAUCUCCAUUUUUGACGACAGCAGUCGAGAGGCAUCAGAGAACUCGCAAGAUGAUGAACAGUUCAGAGCAAAGAGAGAGUUUCUGAAGAGUGGCCUUCCGGAGUCCUUCAAAAAGCAAAUCGCAAGGACAGCAGCCAGCCGAGAGGCUUACAGCCAGGCCUGUGCUUCCUUCCAGAUGGUGGUUCAUGUCCAGCAGAGGGCUGCAGAUUGUUCUGUUUGGAAUCUCCAGUGGCCCACGGAUCCCUUCCUGAGUCGUUUGAAGGAGUCCUGUAAUUUACCGUCUGUACCUCUGAUGUCUUUGGAGAAGUCUUUAGGUUAUGCCACAGUUCCUGUGAAGAGAGCCGGUUGCCAUCAGAUGUCCUUCUGUCGAAGAUCUGAGUUUUCUGAGCCAAUCAGGCUGCAUCUUUUGGAGGAGAUGAGAAUCUCCAAUCCCUCCUUCCCUCAUCAGCGUUUUUUUAAACGGUUUGUUAAGAGGCGUGAGGACUACAUCCUCCAGGCCUCUGCUUCAGAACCUGAAGGUGAGUCUAAGGUGUCCUGCCCUUCUGGAUCAUCGGAUGGCAUUGGAAGGAAACGGAAGCGUGUGGAUGAAGGAGAGAUGACAGGCAAAGUGGGUAAAAAACCAAAGUCCAAUCACACAGACGGGGAUGUUAUAAUGAUUGAAGAAAGUCCACCGUCAGGAGGUCAGGCAGCACAGAAUGUCUCCGACACUGUGCCGUCUGGCAGAAGACGAAGAGGUCGAUCACUAAAGCAAAAGCAGAAAGAAGAGCCCAAGCCAGCAGAGUCAGUCUCCCCUGUGGGAAACCAGAAUGAUGCUGUCAUUAUAGUGGAUUCCCCUGUCCCAGAAAAUUCAAGCACAGAAGAUGGAGUGAAAGAGGAUUUGCUCUGGACAGAGAAGUAUCAGCCGCAGCACUCCAGUGAAGUGAUCGGGAAUAUGGAGUCAGUCCGGAGGCUACACAGCUGGCUGAAAGAGUGGAAAUUGAGAGCUGACCGGGAAGAGAAGAGGAAACAGCAGGAUAAGAAGCAAGAGGAGGAUAGUAAUGACUCCUGGCUCGUAGGUGAAGGCCUGGAUGAGACUGAAGAUCAUUUGUGUAACACGCUUCUCAUCACUGGACCCACUGGAGUGGGUAAGACUGCUGCAGUCUAUGCCUGUGCACAAGAACUCGGAUUCAAGGUAUUUGAGGUGAACUCCUCGUCUCAAAGGAGUGGUCGUCAGAUCUUAUCCCAGCUGAAGGAAGCCACUCAGUCCCACCAGGUGGACAUCCAGGGUGUCAACGCUCAGAAGCCAUCCUACUUCAGCAAUUAUAGCAACAACAGCACCACCACCAAACCCGGCAACUCUCCCAGGAAGUUGAAUUCCCCCAGAAGGGUUGUGUCAUCCCCCAGGAAGCCUCCUCAGUCCCCUCGAAGUGCUUCAUCCAGAAGAGGAGGCUUGACUCCGACAUCUUUGGCCAAUUUCUUCAAAGCAGGUGGAAGGCCCCCAGGGAAAGAAGCAAACACUCAAGACAAGAAAACACAACCUGUCUUAAAAGCUUGUUCCAAAAAGUCUGCCAAAAGAAAAGAGGCUGACGGCAAAGAGUGCCCCGGGGAAACCUCAGCAGGCACCAAGAUCUCCACUGAAGACCAGGACAAGAGGACGGCCACAUCCCUCAUCUUAUUUGAGGAGGUGGAUAUCAUUUUUGAUGAUGACACUGGAUUUCUGGCUGCAAUAAAACACUUCAUGACUACAACUAAGAGACCAGUUAUUCUAACAACCAGUGAUCCAGUCUUUGGUGCUACAUUUGAUGGAUACCUUGAGGAAAUCCAUUUCAAAUCUCCUUCAGUGGUGGAUGUGUCUAGUUACCUCCAGCUGCUGUGUCUAGCUGAAAACAUGAGAACAGACAGUAAGGAUCUGUCCUGUCUGCUGGACUGGAACAGGUGUGAUAUUCGUCAAAGCCUCCUGCACUUGCAGUUUUGGGCCUGCAGUGGAGGUGGACAGCAAGUGCAUCGGCCUUUGCCUUCCUCAGUGCUCAAAGGGGACGUCAAGAGUGACAUUCACCGUCGGUCUGUCAGAGCUCAGGACAUAAAUGAGGAUGAAAUACCACCCUGCCACGCUGCAUGCACUGAGAGUUUGCUGGGGAUCCGAAAUAUGCAAACAGAAAGUCUUGCAGAUUUGCUGCUAAAGCAUGAGUCUUCAGUAAUAGGCAGCGUUAGGUGCUGGGAUCUUCUCUCAGAGGUCCAUAGAAGGGGAGUGAAUCUUCUCUUCUCCAAUAUGGAGAGUCUGCUUCCUCUGCCAACUCGUCUUUUACCACAGUCUACACUCAAAUCACAACAAACACCAAACCCACAGUCCCGUCCUGAGCAAGUACCUCAGACUGUGUGGUUGGAAGUUUUGGAAGAGCCCUCUGAUGAGGGUAGUCCCCUUAAAGUGUCCUCUAGAAUGAGGGGGCGGAAGAAGGUGGGCAUUGGCAGUAAAGAUGUUUUCCAGUCUGAUUCAGAGUCAGGGGAUGACUUCCUCUCUCUUACAAAAACAAGCCGAGAUCCUGCUCAAAGCACUAAUGAAGAUCCAGCCGAUGUGUCUGUGAAUGUGUCCGAAGCUGUCCCAGUAAAACCAAGGCGUGUUGUGUUAACCGAAGCUGAAAGGAAGAAGAGCAAACCAGUGAUGCAGUGCCUAAGCAGUUUAGCAGAGUAUAUGGACCACAUGUCCUUCCUGGACUCCUCACUUCACUACCAGCCGCUGCAAACAGAGGGUUGCUGCAGACCUCAAGUCUUUGGCUGGACUGGUGCACAGGUCAAGAGUGGGAUGACUGAUGACAUUCGGUUAGAGUGUGUCAGCCGAGUAAAUGAUGUUAAUGUCGAUGAAAUCCAUGCUGCAUUGGGGCACUUGAGUUUUAGGAAGUGCAAGGCUGAAGUCUCCCAAGCCUGGGACGGAGCACAGCAACUGGAGGAGGAGAUCAGAAGAGAGGUAGAGGAGGAGCUCACCCUCCCUGUGGCUCCACACAAAGAGGGGUUCAGCCUCACUCAAACUAUACCUUGUGACCCGAGGGUGAUGGAGAGGAGAAGUGAGGUGAUGAAGUCGGUGCUCUCCUCCAGAUCAGCUGGGACGCUUGGAAACCAGGCAGCAGCGGCUCUGGACUACCUCCCCUCUCUGCGUACCAUCUGUAGGUCAGAGAAACUGAAGGAGCAGGGAAAGAUCAAACGCAGGUUCUUGCACUAUUUGGAUGGUAUACACUUCACUCUCCCUAAAAGCACAGUGGAGUUCCUGGCUUCCGAGUUCCCUUAAAUUACAUGCAUAUUUAGGCAGCCGAUUAAUGCAUUUGUACAGUAAUAUAUACUCAGAAGGAGUGUGGUUUUAUGUUGUUAUGUGGACAGCACAUAUUUGUACUGUUUUAAAUUUGUUUCCCAUUAUGAAGACUUUUUUUUUUUUGUACUGCCAUGCAUCUUCCAAAAUGUUUUAUCAAGUAAUAAAUUUAGAUUUGCCAUUUGCCAGC
Molecule: messenger RNA, 5995 nt
Organism: Carassius auratus (goldfish)
Lineage: Eukaryota; Metazoa; Chordata; Actinopteri; Cypriniformes; Cyprinidae
Product: ATPase family AAA domain-containing protein 5-like
Exons: 24
Coding region: 319-5787 (1822 amino acids)
Cellular component (GO): nucleus
Molecular function (GO): ATP binding; ATP hydrolysis activity; DNA clamp unloader activity
Source: RefSeq, a predicted model, not a curated record